UCAAUUAUUUUUCAGUUUCCUGUUUUUUUCACAAAAGAAAAAAUAGUUACUCACACACAAAACAACGCAAUCUUCAAAGCAAAUAAAUUUAAUAAAAAACGUAACAUCGAAAUUAACAAAAUGUUAGUAGCCACAAAUGCCCAACAAACUGCCCAAAACAGCCCAAAAACCACUAGAGCUAACACGCCUAUUAAGAUGGAAAGAAGAGAUUCAUCCUCCUCCUACUCGUCAUUGGAAGAUUUGGAGCAAGAAGGUAAACAAUUAAAUGCUGUAACCUCUACGCCGGUGGUGACAAGUGAUGCCACAGUUUCUUGCGCUGUUAGUUCCAUAACAAGAUCAAGUCAAAGAACGGACAUGGAGGGUCAACAGCUUAGCCUGCAUCAGCGCAUGCAAGAGUCUGAUGAUGCUAAUGACUACGAUGAAGACGAAUCGGCUGAUGAGAAAUCUUCACAGCCACGUCAGCAAUUGCAUUACAAGCGUCGUCUCAGCGGUCGCAGCCUCACGGAUAAAACAGCCAGUGUUCUGUUAGAAUACAAUGCUGAUAAUCCCAAUUCUUUGCGCAAGAAAUUCCGCUUCAACCGCAUUGUCAUGAUGAAUCGCGAUGAGUCGGGUUUCGUUGAUACCAGCAACAAUAGCCAGUUGAUGAAUAAUACAUCAUCGUCAGCGUUGGCAGUUGCCGCAACAAAUCUAUCCAACUCGAAUAAUGUUGCAAAAUCAAACAGUUCUUCGGAUACCUCAUCGCCACCCCAAAGCAAUGGCAAUUCUAGUCCGGAAUCGGGCAUCGGAGAGCGUGAGGAUAUGAAAUAUAUGUGUCCCAUCUGUGAUGCAGUCUCACAAACGGCCCAUCAAUUCACCAAUCAUAUACGCUGUCACAAUUACGCCUCAGGUCAUACGGAGAACUUUACCUGCCGUAUUUGCUCUAAGGUGCUCUCAUCUGCCUCAUCAUUGGAUCGUCAUGUUCUAGUGCAUACGGGAGAACGGCCAUUCAAUUGUAAAUAUUGUCAUCUCACAUUUACCACAAACGGGAAUAUGCAUCGUCAUAUGCGUACCCAUAAGCAGCAUCAGCAUACUCAUCAUCGACGCAACUCGAAUGGAACAAAGUUCAACUCAAACAAUAACAAUAAUUAUAAUAGUAACAACACAACAUCAACUCCAGCUGUAAGUAAAACAACAUUAAGCAAUGGACAAUUAAGUGAAGGCGUUAAAUUAUCAACAACAACAGCAGCAGACACAACGACGUCGGCAACACCAACAGCAACACCAUUAUCACCAGCAGCAGCAGCAGCAGCAGAAACAAACGCUGUCUUCGCUGCUGACAAUGAUGAUAAUCAAAAGGCAACAGGUGCUAAUGGCAAACAAUUAAAUGGUAACGCCAACUUAGAAAGUUAUGAAAGUGAUGGUGGCUGCUCAUCAGACUCGUCAACAGGCCAUGUUUCCAACAAUAAUAACAACAACAACAACAAUGAUAAUGACAACCAAAAUAAUAACAACAAUAAUGAUUUAAAAAUUAACAAUAAUAACUAUAAACGUAAACACAGUGAAGAUCAGCCGCCUCAAGACAUAGUGGAUUCUAUGGAAAACACUCAUGAUCUACUAAAACGCCGUUUGAGGCCAGAUAUCAACACCACCACCACCUCACCUAUCAACUCCCAUGACAACCAUAACGACCUGGUAAGCAGAAUAACCCGUGAAUCAGUUGUUUGUCCUGUUUGCAACGAUACAGAUUUUACGGAUAAUCUGGCCCUUGAUCAGCAUAUGGAUAAUAAACAUCCGGAAAUACCAGCCAAAUGUAAACACUGUGAUGUAUUGUUUCGCACACAUCAUCAGCUCAACAUCCAUCCCUGCUCCGCGGAUAUUAAGGGGUCCAUUAAUUUAUCCGUUAAGCAUCGUCGUUUGAGUGAAAGCUCAAAUCAUCAUGGGGAAGAAGAUCGUGAGGAAUCGGAUGAUCAUGUAAGACAACGACAUGAACUAUUUCAACACUUUAAGAAUGCCAUGGCCCAUAGCAAUUCACAUUCCUCGCAUUUUAAUCAAGAUCUCACUGAGGAUGACAUCAAAUCGGAACCAUCGGCUCAUGACUCCAAAGAUUUGGCUGAUAUUCAAUCGAUUUUGAAUAUGACAGCAUCGUCCAGCAAUUCGAAUUUACUGAGGAACUUUGAACAAUCGGUAAAUACACCUUCAUCACAAUACAGCUAUGACAGAGAUGAAGAGGAAGCUCAAGAUGCUUUCACCUCGGAAUUCCGUAAAAUGAAGUUGCGUGGUGAAUUUCCUUGCAAGUUGUGUCCCGCAGUUUAUCCCAAUUUACGAGCUCUGAAAGGCCAUAAUCGUGUGCAUUUGAGUGAGGCUGGCCCCGCGGGUCCGUUCCGUUGCAACAUGUGUCCCUAUUCGAUAUGUGACAAGGCUGCCUUGAUUCGCCAUAUGCGUACACAUAAUGGUGAUCGUCCCUAUGAGUGUGCUGUGUGCAAUUAUGCCUUCACCACCAAAGCCAAUUGUGAAAGACAUUUGCGCAAUCGCCAUGCUAAAACCACUCGCGAGGAAGUUAAACGUGCCAUUAUUUACCACCCUUCAGAAGAUUCAUCCUGCGAAGAUACUACCAAAAAAUUGCAUAUGUUUUCAUCCGAGUUGGAAGAUGAUUGUGAUUUAAUGUCGUAUCAUCAACAUCAGCCCAAAGAUCGUUCAACUCCCGUGUCUCAUCUCAAGGAAAGAUUGACUUCGGGCGAUAGUCCUUCUUCGAAACCUGUUAAGAUUCAGGUUAAAAACCUAGAAGAAUUGCUAGAUAAAUCAACUGCUUCGUCCGGCUAUCACGAUAGCUACGAUAAACGCAACAUUGAUAUAUCUCAAGCCCCAAUUGAUAUGAGUAUGGAUGUUUUGGAUUUGAGUAAAAAACCCAGUGCACCCCAACAUCCAGUCCAAGAAGAAAAGGUUGAGUCAUCAUUACCUAUGUUAUCAUUACCCAAACCAGAUGUCAAUCUUAGUAAUGAAAUACUUAACAGCAAGAUAUUACCUACAGAGGCUGCCCCAAAAUUGGAUGCAUCAGCUUUGGAUAAACAGCACCAGCAAUUGCUUUUAGCUCAGCAACAAUUACUGAGUGAUCCAAAUCAAUUAAUGCAGCAAUUAUAUCGAAAUCUACUGUUUCCCCAAUUUCCUCCAUUCUUUAUGCCCAACACAUUCAUGAACAACAAUUUCACCGAUUUUCAAAAACUUGCACCCAUUCUGACACGUAUGAUGGGCGGAGUUGCAGCAGCAAAUUUGCCAACCAACGAUAUGGAAAAGCCAUCAACUCCAACACCUCUGAAUCCCAUUAACCCCUCAACCAUGUCGCAAAUGAGUCCAUUAAUGACGGAAAAGUCUAACUCAGCAACAUUGGCCUCAAUGUCAUCACCCAAGAGUCUACUUUCGCCAAAUCCAAAUCAUUUAUCUAUGCCUAGACAUAUGAUGGCAUCUCCAGCAUCUUCACAUCCUCCAAAUCUGCCGCCUACAAUGCUCUCAAAUGGUCCCAUCAAAAUGGUGCUCAAAAAUGGUGUAUUCAUGCCCAAACAAAAACAGAGACGUUAUCGUACCGAACGUCCCUUUGCCUGUGAACACUGUUCAGCUCGUUUUACUUUGCGCUCCAAUAUGGAACGUCAUGUCAAACAACAACAUCCCCAGUACUAUGCCCAGCGUCAACGUAGUGGACAUCAUGUUAUGCGUGGUCGAGGAGCAAGCAGUGCUGCUAAUAUGAACAACAUCACUCAUUUGCAAGCUGCCGUGGCCCAGGCUCAUUAUGGCUCUACACCACCCUCCAUGAGUUCCCAUUCUCCAAUUUCGGAUCAAGUUAAAUGUGCCAUAUUGGCACAACAACUUAAGGCUCGCAAAGACACCGAUUUGCUACAACAAGCCUUGGCUCAUGGUUCCAACAGUGUUGCCAAUUCAAGUAUGUUUUCUCAACAAGGACCUAAUCUCAGCAAUGGACAACCACCCUUUUUUGGUUUCAAUCCCCAUCAUAGCCAUCAUCUAAGUCAAAACGGUACACCCAAUGGUUCCAUGGAAGACGAUGAACCUAAGUUAAUAAUUGAUGAAGACGAUGAAGAGGAGGAAGAAGAUGAAGACGACAUUGAAGAAAUUCCCGAUGAUCAGGAAGAAGAUGAAGAACAGGAUUUGGUGCUGACUGAAUGCGAAGAUAAAUUGGAAUCACGUCAUUUGCCCACUACUGUUGAAGAAGUUAAGCUCAAGUCCGACCCUCCCCAAGAAUCGGCUAAAAAAGUGGCUGAAUCAAUAUUGGAACAAGCCAUUAAAGCCAGACAAAAUAUCAGCUCAUUUGCUAAAACAUCAGAACCUCCUGCGGUGACCUCUAACAAUAAUACUAUGAAAUCGAUGAUUGCUCAAGCUCCAGCAGUGGGAAAAUUUUUAAAAGAAGUGGCAAGUUCUUCAUUUAAAGAUGAAUCUCAAGACUUAGUUUCAGUCUCCGAAUUAGUAGAUAAUGCCACUAACAAUGCGGUGUCAUUCAACAACUAUUUCCGUCCAUCUGAUGUGGCCAACCAUAUGGAGCCAAGCGAUGAAGAUGGUUUAGUGGCAUCCUCAGCCAGUGAAAGUAAUAAUUCGGGAGCCGAAGAUACCAUCAGUACUGAAAAACCAAAAAAGAAGUCAGCAUAUAGUUUGGCACCCAAUCGAGUCCAUUGCCCCUACUGUCAACGUAUGUUCCCUUGGUCCAGUUCCUUGAGAAGACACAUUCUCACCCAUACGGGACAAAAACCCUUCAAGUGCUCUCACUGUCCUCUCUUGUUUACUACCAAAAGUAAUUGUGAUCGUCAUCUUUUGCGAAAACAUGGAGAUGUGGAGUCUGCUGUAUCUGUGUAUGUACCAACUGAGGACGUUUCCGAACCUAUUCCUCUGCCCAAGUCUGUGGAAGAGAUCGAGAGAAUGCAAAGAGAACGUGAUGAAGAGGAACGCAAACGUAAAGCCGAAGAACAACGAGAACGUUUAGAGAAAGAACAAAUGGAAAAGCAAAAAUUCGAACAGGAACAGCAACAAAAACAAGCAUUCCUUAAACACUUGGCUGUAGCACAAUUUCAACAGCAAUUCAACCAAAAACCCGAAGCUAAUCCUGUAUCUUCAUCAGAACUGCCCUAUAAAUGCCACUUGUGCGAAAGUUCCUUUUCUGAACGCUUACAGUGCCUAGAACAUAUCAAAUCUUUGCAUGCCCAGGAAUUUGCUCUACUGCUGUCGAAGGGAGCCAUCGAAAAUGAAACUGACUCAGCUCAAAUGACUUCAAACGAAGAGGAUGAACGUCAACGAUCUACCGAAGAUGCCGGCAAAGGUGGCAAAUAUCCCGACUACAGUAAUCGUAAAGUUAUCUGUGCCUUUUGCAUGAGACGUUUCUGGUCAACUGAAGAUCUCCGUAGACAUAUGCGUACCCACUCCGGCGAAAGACCAUUCCAGUGCGAAAUCUGCUUUAGAAAGUUCACCCUAAAACACAGCAUGCUUAGACACAUGAAAAAACACAAUGGCCUCCACAUGAACGGCAGUCAAUCGAACAAUGACAAUUUGGCCAAUGGUAAUUCCGGCUCUGAUUACUCUGACGAUGAACAAAGUCCAAGCACAAUGCCUUCACCAGCCAUGCCAAUGCCCAGUACCAGCAUUAAUGCUCUAUUGAUGGGCUCAAAAUUCCAAGAACUUUUGAAUAAGGCAAACGAAUGGAGAAACGGUAGUUUGAAUGCAUUGCGCGAUGGUAAAGAAAACAAUUCAGAGGAGACAAACACACUACAGUCAUCAGAUUUAAUUGGCAAUUUGCUGGGAAUUAGUGAUCAGGGUAUAUUGAACAAAUUAAUGUCAUCGCCUGAUGAAGCGGCCAAAUUUUUAGGUGUCGACAAGUAAAUUAAAGAUAAGUUCUUUAUAUUGUUUGUUCUCAGUCAGUCAGCAUGGUUCUAAUUACUGCAUGUAUGAAGCCAAUCAUAAAAUGGUCCCCGCUAUUAUAAAAUGGAAUUAAUAGUUGGAGUAUAUUAUUUCUGAAAAAUAAAUGGGUUCAUGUUAUGAAGCUGCCAAAUUGUUGGGACUUGAUUGAAUGAGAUUUCAUUACUUUAUUUUAUCGUCUCGAAUCUGCUCAGAUAUUACUUUAGUAAUUGUCUCUUCCUCUCUCUCUCUCUCUCAUUCUCCUACUCUUAUUAAUACGCUCUCUCGCUCUAGUCAAUUGCUUAUGUUCUCUUCAUAUAAUGGAAACAAAAGUUCUAUUGAACAGUUCUUAAAAUUAAUUAAUUCAUCAAACACAAAAAAGACAUGAUAUAACAAAAACCAAAGCUAAAAACAAUUAUUUAGACUUAAUAUGGAAUAAGUUAGUUUUAAUUACAUACAUUUAUCUCUAGUAUUCAUAGAUCUAAAUAAUAUUAAACAUUUUAGAUAUAAUUUGUUAGUUUAAACAAAAAGAAACAAAACAAAGAAUUCAAUUUUAAAAUCGUUGUGAACAAAUAUUAAUAUUGAAGAAACAAUGAAAAUCGGUGCAACCGCUUUAAUAGUUUAUAAAAAUAUUAUUUUAUUUUUUUGUAAAAGCAAAAACAAAAAGACUUUUUCUCUCAAAAAAUAUAAAA
Molecule: messenger RNA, 6557 nt
Organism: Calliphora vicina (urban bluebottle blowfly)
Lineage: Eukaryota; Metazoa; Arthropoda; Insecta; Diptera; Calliphoridae
Gene: peb
Product: pebbled
Exons: 2
Coding region: 121-5850 (1909 amino acids)
Biological process (GO): regulation of transcription by RNA polymerase II
Cellular component (GO): nucleus
Molecular function (GO): RNA polymerase II cis-regulatory region sequence-specific DNA binding; DNA-binding transcription activator activity, RNA polymerase II-specific
Source: RefSeq, a predicted model, not a curated record